Messenger RNA from Suncus etruscus (white-toothed pygmy shrew), 2051 nucleotides. RefSeq names its product beta-secretase 2 (gene BACE2). Gene Ontology annotation, molecular function: aspartic-type endopeptidase activity. Gene Ontology annotation, biological process: membrane protein ectodomain proteolysis; amyloid-beta metabolic process. The record is from RefSeq and is a predicted model, not a curated record. The transcript has 9 exons. Gene Ontology annotation, cellular component: membrane; endosome; trans-Golgi network. The coding region runs from base 297 to 1853 and encodes 518 amino acids. Lineage: Eukaryota; Metazoa; Chordata; Mammalia; Eulipotyphla; Soricidae.
GCGGAGACCCCAGGGGCCCCCCGGGGCGCAGAGGACGCGGGCUGGACAAGCCCCCGGCGCCCCGUGGAUGCCCAGUGCCAGGAGCUGACCUUGGCGACGGGGGAGGAGCGCACAGCGGUGGCCACCAGAGGGGGCAGCGGCCACCAACUUGCACAACUUGGCACGGGCUGGGGCGGCUCCUUCUUCUCCAGCGCCGCCGAUCAGCCCAGCCUACAGCCCCUCGGACCCCGCGAGCCCUCCAGCCCGACGUCCCGCGGUCCACGGACACGGGCGCGCCCCCAAACCGGGAUCCCCGCAUGGGCCUGGGUAUGGGAGCACUGGCCCGCGCGCUUCUGCUGCCGCUGCUGGCACAGGGGCUCCUGCGCGCCGCCCCGGCGCCCGGCCCUGCGCCCUUCUUGCUGCCCCUCCAAGUGGCCACCGCCACCAGCAGCCGGGAUGUGCCCACGCAAGAGCCGGGGACCCUCGCCGCACCCCGCGCAGACGGUCUGGCGCUCGCCCUGGAACCCGCGGGGGGCCCGGUCAACUUCUUGGCCAUGGUGGACAAUCUGCAAGGCGACUCGGGGCGCGGCUACUACCUGGAGAUGCAACUAGGGACCCCCCCGCAAAAGCUGCAGAUUCUUGUGGACACUGGCAGCAGCAACUUCGCCGUCGCUGGAGCCCCAGAUUCCUACAUAGAUUCUUACUUUGACAGUGACCGGUCUAGCACCUACCGCUCCAAGGGCUUUGACGUCACGGUCAAGUACACACAGGGCAGCUGGACUGGCGCUGUUGGGGAAGAUGUUGUCAGCAUCCCCAGGGGCCUCAACAACUCCUUCUUGGUCAACGUGGCCACCAUAUUUGAAUCAGACAACUUCUUCCUGCCUGGAAUCAAGUGGAACGGGAUCCUUGGUCUGGCUUAUGCCAGCCUGGCCAAGCCCUCGAGUUCCCUGGAAACCUUCUUCGACUCACUGGUGACCCAGGCAGGGGUCCCCGACAUCUUUUCCAUGCAGAUGUGCGGUGCGGGUCUGCCCGUGACGGGAACCGGUACCAACGGAGGUAGUCUUGUCCUGGGUGGAAUUGAGCCAAGUUUGUACAAAGGAGACAUCUGGUAUACCCCGAUUAAGGAGGAGUGGUAUUACCAGAUAGAAAUCCUAAAGCUGGAAAUCGGAGGCCAGAGUUUGAGCUUGGACUGCAGAGAGUACAACGCAGACAAGGCCAUCGUGGACAGCGGGACCACACUUCUACGCCUGCCCCAUAAAGUAUUCACUGCCGUGGUGGAGGCCGUGGCCCGCACAUCCCUGAUCUCAGAGUUCUCUGAUGGCUUCUGGACGGGGUCCCAACUGGCCUGCUGGACCAAUUCGGAGACCCCCUGGUCCUACUUCCCCAAGAUCUCCAUCUACCUGCGGGCCGAGAACGCCAGCACCUCCUUCCGCAUCACCAUUUUGCCACAGCUCUACAUCCAGCCCGUGACGGUGGCCAGCCUGAACUAUGAGUGCUACCGCUUUGGCAUCUCACCAUCCGCCAAUGCCCUGGUCAUCGGGGCCACCGUGAUGGAAGGUUUCUACGUGGUCUUCGACCGAGCGCGCAAGAGGCUGGGCUUUGCUGCGAGCCCCUGUGCAGAAAUCGCAGGUGUGCCCGUGUCAGAGAUUUCAGGGCCUUUCUCCACCGCUGACGUGGCCAGCAACUGUGUGCCAGCACUGCCCCAGCACGACCUACUCCUCUGGAUCAUCUCCUAUGUGCUGCUGAGCGUGUGCGGGCUCAUUCUCCUCAUCCUCAUCAUCCUGCUGCUACUGCCACGGCCCUGCCGGCACCUCCCCGGGGAUGCCGAGGUAGUCAACGACGAAUCUUCAUUGGUCCGGCAUCGCUGGAAAUGAGGCCAUCUGCCCGGAGCAGGCCUGACUUGCUCCCUGAACUCCGAGUCUUACUUGACUCUCAGCCCCUUGCUCGGAGGUCUGCAGACAGAGUCACUGUUACUUGAUGGAUUUUUUUUUAACACUUCCUUCUUCUCCCUUCCUUCCAAGAAAUAAAACAAACACAACAAAACCCUCAUUCUCAGAGGGGAAAAAAUGAAA